CACCCAGGUCUGCGGUAUGGACCCUCGCAGGACGUCCGAUGUACACAGCGACGCUAGCGGCGGCCGAUGCAGCGGAGAUUGAUCGAGACAGAGAUCUGAGUGGUGGGUGGAGAUUACUAACGUGCGACGUCAUAGCUAGAUACGCAUUUGUGGAAACGCCCAAGGGAAGGAUCUAGCAGGGCAAGCGUGACGGCGCAGACGCAAAAAACAGCUUCGGGAGGCGAUGGCCAUAGCAAUGGAGUUGUGGGUACGCAGGCGGCAGAGGGGUAUAAGAGUCUGCCUUUCUCGCAGCUGUCAGUCAAGCAGUUCUUCAUCAUCAGCAUUCAGAGAUACCCCAGCAUAGCUUUUACAACACCCCUUCGAGUUCACAGCCUCUAUCCCAUACGAAUUGACAACUACACCGAUACUCCAAAAUGCCCUCCUUCACCGUCUACAAGGGCUCCGACUCAGGCAAGAUCGUAAAAGCACAAACCACCCGGCCCGACUUGAAGAACGAUGACGUCCUCGUCAAGGUCACCGCCUCGGGAGUCUGCGGAACAGACGAGCACUACAAGCACGCAGACAUGGCCCUGGGCCACGAAGGUGCGGGUGUCGUCGAGGACGUCGGCCCUGGCGUUACCUCUCUCAAGAAGGGAGACCGCGUAGGCUGGGGAUACGAGCAUGACUCGUGCGGCCACUGCGAGUACUGCCUCUCCGGGCGCGAGCAGUACUGCCCCGAACGCAAGAUGUACGGCAUGGCGGACACUGACCAGGGAUCUUUUGCUUCCCACGGCGUGUGGCGCGAGGCCUUCCUCUUCAAGAUCCCGGAUGCGUUGACCGAUAUUGAGGCUGCGCCACUCAUGUGCGGUGGUGCAACUGUUUUCAAUGCUCUCCAAGCAACUGGCGUCAAGCCUACGGACCGCGUCGGCAUCAUGGGCGUCGGAGGUCUCGGCCAUCUGGCGAUCCAGUUUGCAAGCAAGAUGGGUUGCGAUGUUGUGGUUCUGAGCGGAACCGACAGCAAGAAGGAGGAGGCGACAAAGUUGGGAGCCAACGACUUCAUCGCGACCAAGGACAAGAAGGAGAUUGAUGUCGGCAGAAAGAUUGAUGUCUUGGUUGUAACGACAAGUGUCAUGCCAGACUGGAACGUCGUACUUCCUGCUCUUGCGCCGACCGCGACCAUCAUUCCCCUGACUGUGUCAGAGGGCGACUUCGUUAUCCCGCAGAACCCGCUCAUUCUUGGUGGACACACUAUUCAGGGUGUUGCUGUUUCCGCACGAGCUGUACAUCGCCAGAUGCUGGCUUUCGCUGCGCUACACAACAUCAAGCCCAUCGUUAUGAAGUUCCCAAUGACUGAGGGUGGUAUUGAGGAGGCUAUGGGAACGCUGCGCGACGGCAAGAUGAGGUACAGGGGUGUACUGAUCCCGCAGUAGGGGGAUGUAAGGUGCUUUCUUUAUGAGUACGGAAAAGCGGAUGCGGGAUAGACUAAUGAUAACUUAACGAUAAAUAUGAUAAUACUACAAUCCUGUUCAGCUCCCAGAGUG
Messenger RNA from Paraphaeosphaeria sporulosa, 1520 nucleotides. Its product is annotated as GroES-like protein. Gene Ontology annotation, biological process: alcohol metabolic process. Gene Ontology annotation, molecular function: alcohol dehydrogenase (NADP+) activity; zinc ion binding. The record is from RefSeq and is a predicted model, not a curated record. Lineage: Eukaryota; Fungi; Ascomycota; Dothideomycetes; Pleosporales; Didymosphaeriaceae. The coding region runs from base 414 to 1409 and encodes 331 amino acids. The transcript has a single exon.